CAACACUGCCUCUCGUUCCGUUCUCCCGUUUCAGCUGAACGAUCAAGUUACGUGGCUAGGGAAAUGUUGCAGUGAAGAGAGAGAGAGAGAGAGAGAGAGAGAGAGAGAGAGAGAGAGAGAGAGAGAGAGAGAGAGAGAGAGAGAGAGAGAGAGGCGGAGAGAGAGAGACUGCAGCAUCAUUUCAGAUCAGGCAGAAAGCAAGCCACGCGCGCACAUGCAGUGCAGUAGAACGUGCAGGUGAGAGAAAGAAAGAGAGAGAGAAGGCGUGCGUGGAGAAUGAACGAUAGAAUGCAGGACUCUUGUAAAACACGCAUUUUCUCUCGGUUCAUGACCGAAACAUCCUCGCGAACGCACAAGGAAUUAUAAUUGACCGGUUUGUUGACUUCGGGAUCUCUUUUGCCUUUAAAAAAAAAAAAAACAAGGGUUGCUGAUGUGAGCGAGCUCCGGUUUACGGUUUAGAUUAUUAUUCCGUCCCGAGAAGUGGCUGUGAAAAGCACUAUUGUCUUGUGAAGUUCCGCGAAGGCAUUCGACCAACUGCUUGGCACGUUGCUUCACUGCGGGGAAAAAAAAACACACGCGUAGUUCAGACUCAUAGCGGAGAGCGAGAGGUAAGAAACCACAAUUAAACUCUAAACGAUUACCGGACGAUAUCAAAUACUUUACUUUUGAACCGAUUGUGUUCCGCUUUGUGGAUGUAAGUAUUUUUUCACAACAUUAGUGAUUCGGGGUCCCGAGACAGAGUCGUGUACAGUUUUCUUUGUGGAUGUGCUGCAUUGCAGUUUCUCUUCAACUCGUCAAAAAGCCCCCUCGGUCCCCCGGAACGCGACCGGAAUUAAGCGAAAUUACUAACGGACUAAUAUAACUGAUACGAGAGUCCUCAAGAGAGGGAGAAACGGAAUACGGUCUCCAUCAUAAAAAGAGAGAGAGCGAGAGAGAGUCAAGUGGAUUAAUUAACGUGAGUGGAUGAUUUGGAUUUCUCUCUUCUUGCUGGAUGGAUUUGCUGAUAUCUUUGUGCUCUGAACAUCCCAGAGAGACUUAGAGGAAGUUUAUUUUUAAACCCUCAACAAUAAAGAGAAAGACAAAAGAAUAGAGGAAACAGACAUCCUGACUGAAACAGAGAUAUAGAAACCGAUAGUCACAUUAAGGACAGAGAGACUGAUCUGCAGUGUGUUAUUAGAGUGCUGUAAAGCUUUCCUGAACCCCAGGCAGUGGAACUGCCAAGAGAGAGAGAGAGAGGGGGGAAGAGUGAGAGAAAGAGAGGGAACAAAGAUAUACAGCCCAGAUAGACACAUUAACGACAGAGAAGGAGGGAAAGGUAGAAAUAUAGAUCCCCAGAGACAGGAAAGAGAGACUGAGGAAUAGAGAGAGAGAGAGAGGGGAAAGAGACAGGGGUAGAUGGUAGAGACAGCCAUGCGAAGGACAGGGGUAGGUGUCUGUGGUGGAGCAGUGUUCUCCUGCUCGGUAACUCUAACUGGACCGGGGGAGUUGUUCCACCUCCUAGUCCUUCUCCUACUAACGAUGACUCAGCUCCCGGUCGCUGACUCGGCUCUCCGUUACCGGGUGGCUGAGGAGGGCCCCGCAGACGUUAUGAUUGGUAAUGUGGCUGCCGACCUCGGCCUGUCCGCAGGCACCGGCUCCGGAGAUGUCACAUUCGCCCUAGAGAGCGGCUCGGAGUUCUUCAAGAUUGAUAACGUUACCGGGGAGCUGACUACCGGGCAGCGGAGGAUUGACCGGGAGAAGCUGUCCCAGUGUCAGAUGAUCUUCGAUGAGAACGAGUGUUUCCUGGACUUCGAAGUGUCUGUGAUUGGUCCGCUCCAGAGUUGGGUGGAUCUCUUUGAGGGCCGUGUGGUCAUCACCGACAUCAACGACAACACUCCCUCGUUUCCGUCGUCGGUGCUGACAUUAUCUGUCGAGGAGAACCGUCCAAUAGGCACGCUGUAUCUGUUACCCACGGCGACGGAUCGCGACUUCGGGCGCAAUGGGAUUGAUCGUUAUGAGCUGAUUCAAGAUGGCAGCUCUUCCGGGUCGGCGGGGUCAGGGUUGGGGUCAGCGAGGAGAGCAGCCGGAGGGCCAAUGGGAAGAGCGGAUGGAACAGGAGGAGGAGGGGAUAGGAGGAGAGGAGCAUUGGAUAACAACGGAGGAGGUGCAGGAGGAGGUGUGAGGAGCAGUGUGUUUGAGCUCCAGGUCGCCGACACGCCCGACGGCGAGAAGCAACCGCAGCUGAUCGUGAAAGGCCCUCUGGACCGUGAAGCACGCGACUCGUAUGAGCUGGUUCUACGGGUCCGGGACGGUGGCAACCCUCCUCGCUCUUCCCAGGCACUCCUCCGUGUCGCCAUCACCGAUGUCAACGACAACAGCCCGCGCUUCGAGAGAGCCAUCUAUGAGGCCGAGAUGGCGGAGAAUGCGCCUCCCGGAACCCCCGUCCUCCAGGUGCGCGCGUCGGACCGCGACGUCGGCGUCAACGGACAGGUGGAGUACGUCUUCGGCGCUGCCACGGAAUCUGUCCGCCGUCUUCUCCGACUGGACGAGGCUACCGGUUGGCUGAGCGUCCUCCACAGGAUUGACCGGGAGGAAGUGGCCCAGUUACGGUUCACGGUCACGGCAAGGGAUCGUGGUCAGCCGCCGCGCACCGACCGGGCGACCGUAGUCCUGGUGGUCCGGGAUGAGAACGACAACGUUCCGGUCGUGGAGAUCAGGAAGAUCGGACGGAUUCUGGUGAGGGACGGAGUGGCGCUGGUACCGGAGAAUGUUCUGGUGGACACGCCGGUGGCGCUGGUUCAGGUGUCAGACCGGGACCAGGGGGAGAACGGAGCGGUAACCUGUACGGUGGUCGGGGAUGUACCGUUCACCCUGAAACCAGCGGGAGAGACGGCACUCCUGCCACUGCCCGCGGAUGACGCCUUCGACAGAAACCGUAAGAAGUAUUUUCUCCACACGUCGGCCCUGUUGGAUUACGAGGCCACCAAAGAGUACAGCGUGACCAUCGUGGCAGUCGACUCCGGUUCCCCGUCUCUCUCCAGCAACAGCUCUCUCAUGGUCAGGGUAGUGGACAUCAACGACCACACUCCUGCCUUCGCCCAGGCCGUGGUGGAGGUCCACUUUGCCGAGAACAACCAACCAGGAGAGCGUGUGGUCACCGUGGUUGCGGCGGAUUCCGAUUCCGGAAAGAAUGCAGAGAUCGUGUAUUCGUUGGAUCCGUCCGUUACCGGCCUGUUCUAUAUUGAUGCUGAUAAUGGGGAUAUCCGCGCGACAGGGGUUCUGGACCGGGAGGUUAGGGAGAGGUACGAGUUCCAGGUGAUCGCCAGGGAUAAGGGAUUCCCCUCGCUGCAAGGGUCGGCCACGGUGGUAAUCAUGGUGACCGACCGCAACGACAACACUCCGAAGUUCGUCCAGGAAGUGUUCACGUUCUACGUGAAGGAGAACCUCCUUGCCAACAGCCCAGUCGGCAUGGUAACGGUAACAGACGCGGAUGAGGGUGAGAACGCGGAGCUGAGUCUUUUCGUAGAGAUGGAGGAAGAAGAAGGAGAAGAGGUGGAGGGAGGAGGAGCAGGGGAGAAGAACAAGGGAGUAGGAGAGGAGGGAGGAGGAAGAGGAGGAAGAGGUGAAGACACGUUCUCCAUAGAGAACAACACAGGGACGAUCUUCUCCUCCGUGGCCUUUGACCGGGAACGCCGUUCCACCUACACCUUCCGCGUCCGGGCCAUCGACGGCGGGGCUCCGCCUCGCUCCGCCACGGCGACAGUCUCCCUCAUCGUAACUGAUGAGAACGACAACGCCCCCUCCGUGACCUCGCCCACCAACGAUUCCUACACCCUCCUCCCCCCGGCCUCCUCCACCCGGACCAUCGUCAGAACCGUGGCCGCCUCGGACUCGGACUUUGGCCGCAACGCUGACCUGCGCUUCUCCCUGGUAGGAGGGAACCCCUUCAGGCUGUUUGAGAUCGGCCUGGCCAGUGGAGUGAUCACCGUGGCAGAGCCCCUCGAGAGGAGACACAGGGGGCUGCAUCGCCUGGUGGUCAGGGUCAACGACAGUGGAGAGCCAUCGCUCUGCGCCACCGCGCUGGUCCACGUCUUCAUCAACGAGAGUCUGGUCAACGCUACACUGGUGGACGCACAGGUGGCUCGUAGUCUGGCCGCCCCUCUCUACCUGGACAUCGCGGGCGACCCCGACAGCGAGCGAGCGUUGGGGAAACAGCGCCUCUCGGUGGCCAUCGGUGUCCUGGCGGGCGCCGCGGCAGUCAUCCUGGUCAUCCUCCUAGUGGUGAUGGCCCGCCAGUGUGGCGCCCAGGGCAAGAACGGAUACGAGGCCGGGAAGAAAGAACCGGAAGAGGAUUUCUUUAGCCCUCAACCGGCCGUGCCACAAACCAGGGGAGGGACGUUGGACCGCGGACGGAAGCCCCGCAGGGACAAACGGAACGGAGGCGCUGGAGGAGCCGGAGCCGGUAAUAAAACUGAACGGCCGCUCUACAGCGGCGUCGUCACGGUCAACGGGCUCCGUCGCCACGGCAACGACCACCACCACGUCGCCAACGUCGACGAUGACGACGAGGACGUGAGCAGCGCCAGCGAGAGGUUGGCGGCGAGGUACUGCGCGGUGGACGGAGACCCCGGGAGCCCACGCAUGGGCGCCAGGCAUCACCAGUCGAGCCCAGAUCUGGCCAGGCAUUAUAAGUCAAGCUCGCCGCUCCCCGCGGUGCACCUCCAGCCCUACAGCCCCCCAGCCGAGGGGAAAAAGCACCAGGCUGUACAGGAGCUGCCCCCCUCUAACACCUUCGUGGGGUCUGGAGGGUCCAGUGGUAGUGGUGGAAGUGGGAACGCUGAUGCCAUGUCUCUGGGGUCAGACCAGUGUUCUGAGUAUGGAUCCCAAACGGGGAAUAAGUACAGCAAGCAGGCGACCCUGCGGAGGGUGACGUUCUCCGUGGUCCCUGGGCCUCAGGACGGUUGCUAUGACAGCGCUGCAGAGGACUCUGAGACCCCCAGCAGUAAGGGUUCAUCUGGACCCCGAGUGGGGGCGCUGUCUCUCCCCGAGGAGGGGUACGAGAGGACCACACCUGAGGGAAGUGUAGGAGAGGAGGAACAUGUGGAGAACGAUGCCAGACAGCUCCCAGACGUAGCCCUGACAGGGAAGUGCACUAGGGAGUGUGAUGAGUUUGGACACUCCGACACUUGUUGGAUGCCCGCCGCUAUCCGCCCGUCGCCUCGGCAACACCAGCGCCAGCGCCACGUCAGCGAGCCGCCCCGCCUGUCCACCUUCGCCUCCCCUGGCAACGACAACAACAAUAACCAUGACGACGAUGAUGAGGAAGAUAGUGACAGCGAGAGCGCCGGCAGCGCCGGGAGUUCCGAACCGGGCGUAGUCAGCGUGGGAGUCGGCGGAGGAGGUCAGAGGUUACCGUUAGCCAAUGGGGAUCCUCUCGGCAGCCUGGUGGGCAGAGACAGGAUGAACCGGAACAUGGGCGACCACAACCGGAACCUACUCAACCGGAAGAUGACGUCAGCGUCGUACGACACGUUCAGCUCCGCCGGGUUCGGGAGACGCCAUCACGAGGAGGAUAGGGGGGGUCAGGGCAGGGUCAACCCUCCGGAAGUUAUACCAUUAACUAGGACCGGGGACUACAAGACCACGUCGUGCCUCACGCUCUCCCGUAGAGAGGUCUACCUGUAAGAGCAGGAUGGAUGGAUCAGUCCACUGCUGCUGCACCCCUUUGCUGAUGGAAUGGAACAUUCCAUCCCUGUUUGUUCUGAUGAAAUGGAACAGCCCACUUCUAGACAUUGGAAUGAAAUGGUCCAUUUCUGUUGUAGUUCUUUUGUUGAGAACUUUGACCAGCUGUGAAUAAUAACAAUAAUAUCAAUAAUAACAACACCUUAAGAAGAGAGGACCGCUCAGUGGGUUUGGGUUGGUUUUGGAGACAAGACACCACACAACUACAAAGCCACAAAAAAAAGAACACUGGGACCUUAGACUCCAAGAAGAAAUGACUAUAAGGUGUAAAUAAAAAAGAUGAAUGGUGUGAAUUAACUGAACACCCCCCCAUCCCCCAUCCCCCAAAGAAAACUACGAUUUAAUCGAAUCUGAACUUUUGGAUGGUAAAAACAUCAUAUUUAUGUGGAUGGUGAGGAGGGAGAUGGAUCCAUGGAUCUCCUUUGGGAGAGAGAGAGAGCAGUUCUGACUGACUUCAUCUAAUCUGUGUAGAAGUUUCUCUCAAAAAACAGAUCUAGGAUCAGUUUACUCUUCCCUGAAUCCUAACCUGAAGUAUUACAGGAAGCAACACAUUACUGAACUGAGAUCAGUGUCAAGUGUUAACUUCUUUCUUCUCUCUUUUUUUUAAUACUCUUUAAAGUUAAUUAGAUGCAUGUCUAACCUCCCACCAACAGGGGAGCUGUGGGGAGAUGGGAGAGAGAUGGAGGAACUGGGCCUGACGCCAUACACGCCUCAGGACCAAUGGGAACACUCGCUGAGGUGUAUGUGACCAAUGCAAUUUGAUUUGAACACUUAUGAUCGGACAGAUCUGAAUCUGACUAAUGUGGCGAACCCGAUGAUGGGACGCCAUGAAGGGUUAACCAAUCAAACGAUAGGACCAACGAGCUGUCGUUGUAAAAAGGAAUUUGAAUGGAUUUCAUGCUCAUCAAUCAAAUGUGAUUUAAACCUAAUCCACCAAUCAUCUAUGGCAUUAUUGACAAGUAGCAUCGAGAUAUUAACCAACCGUACAACGAGGAUUAUCAGAAUCUAACCAAUCACGGACAAUAUAUUUUCAGUAACAACCAAUCGGAUUCUUUGGCAAAGACGAGGAUUUAGGAAAAGAUAACUGAUUGAAAAAAAACAUCAGGUAUUUUUGAAAACACAAAGACUUGGGAGGCAAAAACAAUGUGAGGUUUUUUCCCGGAAAUGAGCCAGAAUCCCUGGGAAUACGAGGUCCAUACGAGUAUCAGUGCCAACGUAUUCCAGCUUUUUCUAAUGAAAAAAUGACACUUUUUCUGUCUUUCUGCUCUACUCUUGCUGAGACUAGGGAAGCUAAAUUCUGGGAAUGUUCCCAAAAUUCCAAGGUUUUUCAGAAAUCCUGGUUGAAGGAUUACGGAUUUCCUACCUAUUCCGAGGAAUCUUUUAUAAUCGGGAUUCCUGAAAAAAAACCUGGGGAUUUUGGGAAAGUUAGUGGUUAGUUAGUUACCUAGACUGUACAGAUGUAGUGUGGUUUAUGUGGUUUAGACUGGCAGUGUUCCAACACUGUCAUCCAUUCAUUAAGGCCAUUUCUCUACCGUGCUGAGCACCAGUUACUUCAUUCAUUAUGUAUAUCAGGAUCUUCCCUCUCUCACACACACAAUGUAGUGAAACACACACACACACACACUCACACACACUCAGUGAUACCAUACCCACACAACAUAGACGUGCGAGAUGCACACACACACACACACACACACACACACACACACACACACACACACUCAAUGAAACCAUACCCACACAACAUAGACGUGCGACAUGCACACACACACACACACACACACACACACUCACACACACACACACACACACACACACACACACACACAUAAUGUAUCUACAUGCAUUUAACCAUACUUUAUAACAUAUAACAUGUUGCCUCUGAAAACUAGCUUUUUGCCUGCUCCCCCCCCUCUUCCCCCCCAUCUUCACCCCCCCCCCUCCCCUCCUCUUCACCCCCCCCCCCCUCCCCUCCUCUUCACCCCCCUUCAUGUCAACUUGUAUUUAAAUAAGUCUUUCAACACAUUAAAGGGAUGUUUUGGUCUAUAUAGCGGCUCUACAUUAAAGGGAUGUUUUGGUCUAUAUAGCGGCUCUACAUUAAAGGGAUGUUUUGGUCUAUAUAGCGGCUCUACAUUAAAGGGAUGUUU
Messenger RNA from Oncorhynchus mykiss (rainbow trout), 7868 nucleotides. Lineage: Eukaryota; Metazoa; Chordata; Actinopteri; Salmoniformes; Salmonidae. The record is from RefSeq and is a predicted model, not a curated record.